UCUGAAGAAUCAGAAGAUUCACCUAGACACAUCAAAACAAAAAAUGUUAAAAAUAAUAAAGCUCAAAGAGAGCAACCGGUGAAUGUAAAUAAUGAGGCAACGAUCAAGACUGGAACUGUCAAUAAGUCUCACUCAAUAAUCAGCGAUUCUUUGGAUGAACAGAGAAAAAGUAUGGCUGCUAUGGAAUUUGAUUUUGAAGAAGCUGAUUUACAAGCAAAAGCCCAUCCAGGAAUUAAUAGUGGGGAUUUGGUUAAAAAUAUUAUACUAAUUGGGAAGGAUGAGGAAUUAAAUGGAUGUAAAGAAGGGAAAGAAUGUAAAGAUAAGAAGGCAAAAUCCAAACAAAAUCGAAGAUAUGCUCCGAGAAAUGAAGAAAAAUGGGAAAUCAUCAACAAAAUGUCAGACGACAUUAAUUCUAAAAAAGGAAGCAGGAUUGAGAAAUAUGGAAGAAAAAGUGUUGGCAAUAAGAAAAGAGCUGAAGGAGAAGUCGGUGAAGAAAGAGAAGGAGAAGAGCUUAACUUGGUUAAAAACAACCAUGAUCAGGGUUUACUGAAUUCAAUUCAUUCCGAGACAAUAGAGGCUACUCCUACUGGCCAUAUUCUUGAUCAACUAAUUAUCUUCCAUCCAAAUGACGGAAAACGUUCUCGAGAGAGUCAGAUUAUAUCUCAAAUGUUGUUGCCUGAUGGAGGUUUUCAUGGAAAAGUGACUGGCGAUGGAAAAAUAGAACAUAGACCAGCAGAUGAUGAUUGGGUUCUCCCGGAAGUUGAAACGCAAACAGUGUCAACGGAUAGAAUAAAUUCUUCAUCAAAUUCAUCCCAUUCUUCAACUCCUUUGUCCAUAUUUCCAGCACCAGACUUUUCGAUAAUCAAGCCUGGUGAUCAAGUACCUCCACAAAAAAUUAUACAACGAUUAGAAGAAGAAAGGAAACGGAUAGAUUCAGGUUAUAAGUUUGCGGAUAGGGUGAACUAG
Molecule: messenger RNA, 966 nt
Organism: Meloidogyne enterolobii
Lineage: Eukaryota; Metazoa; Nematoda; Chromadorea; Rhabditida; Meloidogynidae
Source: the annotation of a GenBank genome assembly